AUGCUGGAAAAGGAGCUGAGUCGAAGUCAGGAAGAUUGGAAGUAUCUUCCUCAGCCGCCGUAUCCAUCAAGCUUACUCCAGCAGCCAUAUCCUAAAGGCUAUGAAGCACCGACCUUUGUCCUCUUUGAUGGACGAAAGGGGAGCCCGAAGGAGCAUGUCAAUCGCUUCAUCGAUGCCUUGGGACCGUAUGCUGGUGAUCAUAAUCUUCGACUUAGAGAAUUUUCAAAGAGUCUCACUGAUCGUGCUUACACAUGGUAUACAACGUUGGCACCAGGCUCUAUUCAUUCCUGGGAAAGUCUGGCAAGCAGGUUCUGUAAGAAGUAUUUCCAGCAUGAAGAACGAGUCACCACCACUCAACUCAACAACACCCGCCAAAAGCAUGGUGAGGAUCCCGUGGACUUUGUACGCAGGUUCCGGGACCUGGCAUUGGAUUGCUAUGAUGAGAAAGACGAGGAGGCGCUUGUUGAAAUUUGCAUCAGCAAUAUCGUGGCAGAUUAUAGAGUGUAUUUGGAGAAUAUUGGCAUUAGUCAAUUUUCUCGGCUGCUGGAAGCUGUGAGGAAGACGAGCAUGUCCGUCAGGCCACCAGGACAAAGGACUUGGAGGAAUGAGAAGAAGGAAGCGCAUCAGACAUUAGCAAUAGAUGACAAGCCAUCCAGCGACUACAAUUCGCGCAAACGCAAGGAUAGAGAGACGUAUCCACCACUACCAUGCAAAGAUGAAGAAUUUCAUGCUAUCCUUGACACAAUGAUUGCUGAUGGCGUAAUCAAACCUGUCAGACCCUACAAGGUUCCUACUCGAGAGGAAAAGAAUGAUCCUAGGUACUGCCGUUAUCAUCAAUUUGUGGGGCAUCCAACCACUGCCUGUCAGAGCUUGAGGAGGAUUUUACACGCCAAAAUACAUGAGGGAGUCCUUGAACUUCCCUCUAGGAAGCAAACCAUUGAUGAAGACCCCUUGCCAAAACGAAGGGGAAAGGAGGUAGCCGCUGUCAUUACAUGUUCUGAUGAUUUGCUUGAUGAUGAUGAAUUGUGCCACCCUUGGAGGAAUGACCCAAAGCCGCCGGAAGCCGUAUGGGAACCUUGCGGAAACAUGGAAAAGGCAUAUUGGUGUAAAUAUUCGAGGCCUUCAAGUUACAACACACCAUGGCCACUCGCUGAUGGAUGGGGUGACAACUCAGGCAGCGAAAUUUUUGUCUUGGACAUGCCGGAAGAACGCUACUCGGGGGCUUUAUCGGAGCAGCAGGAAGCAGCUGCCGUGACAUUUCAUAAUAUCACGGAAGCUGAAACAAGUGUGAUGGAACGUUAUUUAAGCAUGAAACAGGGGCCCACAGCUUCACAGGUCCUUCAAAGAAACCCAAAGUUCAAAUCACUCUUUGACCAACUUGGCUUCGGGCCGCAAGCAAGAGAAGCAGCUGCUGUAGCCCUUGAUGAAUAUCUCUGA
Prunus armeniaca (apricot) is the source of this 1437-nucleotide messenger RNA. The record is from the annotation of a GenBank genome assembly. NCBI's taxonomy places the organism in Eukaryota, Viridiplantae, Streptophyta, Magnoliopsida, Rosales, Rosaceae.